This is a messenger RNA of Echinops telfairi (small Madagascar hedgehog), 1743 nucleotides long. It is a transcript of the gene FDXR, whose product is annotated as ferredoxin reductase. Gene Ontology annotation, cellular component: mitochondrion. Bases 11 to 1483 code for a protein of 490 amino acids. The record is from RefSeq and is a predicted model, not a curated record. NCBI's taxonomy places the organism in Eukaryota, Metazoa, Chordata, Mammalia, Afrosoricida, Tenrecidae. The transcript is spliced from 12 exons. Gene Ontology annotation, biological process: ubiquinone biosynthetic process.
CUUCCCCGCCAUGGCUCCGCGCUGCUGGAGACACUGGCCGGCGUGGCUUCGCACCCGACCGCCUCUCGCCAGGAACCUCCUGAGCUCUCGGCGGCCGUUCUCCACACAAGAGCGGAUCCCCCAGAUCUGUGUGGUGGGCAGUGGCCCUGCUGGCUUCUAUACAGCGCAGCAUCUGCUCAAGCACCACCCCCGGCUGCACGUGGACAUCUUCGAGAAGCACCUGGUACCCUUCGGCCUAGUGCGCUUUGGCGUGGCGCCCGACCACCCCGAGGUGAAGAAUGUCAUCCAUACCUUCACCGAGACUGCCCGCUCUGACCGCUGUGCCUUCUGGGGCAAUGUGAUGGUGGGCAGGGACGUGACUGUGCCGGAGCUGCAAGGGGCCUACCAUGCUGUGGUGCUGAGCUACGGGGCCGAGGACCACCAGCCCCUGGGGAUCCCUGGGGAGGAGCUGCCUGGCGUGUUGUCAGCGCGGGCCUUUGUAGGCUGGUACAAUGGGCUUCCUGAGAACCGUGAGCUGGCACCGGACCUGAGCUGCGACACAGCUGUGAUUCUAGGGCAAGGGAACGUGGCCCUGGAUGUGGCCAGGGUUCUGCUGACCUAUCCUCAGUACCUGGAGCAAACAGACAUCACAGAGGCCUCCCUGGGGGCACUGCGGCAGAGCCAGGUGAAGAUGGUGUGGAUAGUUGGCCGGCGUGGACCACUGCAAGUGGCCUUCACCAUUAAGGAGCUGCGGGAAAUGGUUCAUUUACCCGGAAGCCGGCCUAUUUUGGAACCUGCGGAUUUCUUGGGCCUCCAGGACAGAAUCAAGGAUGCCCCCCGGCCGAGGCGGCGGCUGACGGAACUGCUGCUCCGAACGGCCACUGAGAUGCCAGGCCUGGAGGAGGCAGCCCACUGGGCAUCCGCCCCCCGUGCCUGGGGGCUCCGCUUUUUCCGAAGUCCCCAGCAGGUGCUGCCCUCACCAGAUGGGCAGCGGACAGCGGGCAUCCGGUUGGCAGUCACCAAACUGGAGGGUGUUGGCGAAGCUGCCCGGGCAGUGCCCACGGGAGACGUGGAGGACCUGCCCUGUGGGUUGGUGGUGAGCAGCGUGGGGUACAAGAGCCGCCCCAUCGACCCCAGCAUACCCUUUGACCCCAGACGCGGAAUCAUCCCCAAUAAGGAGGGCCGGGUUGUGGGUGUGCCAGGCCUCUACUGCAGCGGCUGGGUGAAGCGGGGACCCACAGGUGUCAUCGGCACGACCAUGAACGACAGUUUCCUCACUGGUCAGGCGCUGAUACAGGACCUUCAGGGGGGGCUGCUGCCCUCGGGACCCCGGCCUGGCUACACCACCAUUGAAGCUCUGCUUGGCAGCCGAGGGGUCCAGCCCGUCUCCUUCUCCGACUGGGAGAAGCUGGAUGCCGAGGAGGUAUCGCGGGGCCAGCACGCAGGGAAGCCCCGGGAGAAGCUGACAGACCCUCAGGAGAUGCUGCGGCUGCUGGGGCGCUGAGCCCAGCCCUAGGCCCCUUGGGGGAGGGGCCCAGGGCACCGGAGCAGGGUGGCGCCUGACACAGGGGUCCCUUGUUCGUCCAGAGGCCUCAACUCUUCCUCCAGUGAGGUUGACCUUCCCCAGUGGGCUUAGCUCUCUAUACGAGGCCACUCGCGUGUGGAAUGGGCAGGCUGACCUUACUUCCUCCCGCCUCUCCUGCUGGACUGUAGGGGGUCACUGAGGCUAAAUCAAGUUUAGAAAAUAAACUUCCGCCAGCAGGG